This is a messenger RNA of Paramormyrops kingsleyae, 2075 nucleotides long. NCBI's taxonomy places the organism in Eukaryota, Metazoa, Chordata, Actinopteri, Osteoglossiformes, Mormyridae. The record is from RefSeq and is a predicted model, not a curated record.
UUCAGUUUUAAAUAAUUUAAAGGGAUGCCCAACUGUUACGCAGCACAUUGGACAUUUUCAGCCUUUUAUUCAUGUUCCCAUGUGCAAUUUGACUAACUGGUGUGCAUGUGGGGCAGAAGAGGUGGGAGGAAACGUCUCCAUCCAUAGAAAGUAAAGUUAGCGACGUGAAAAGGAAUCCUUCAUGGCAGUUAUCUAAGUGUAUCUGCGCUUGCUUCAAAACUUACAACGAAAGUCCAUUUCUCAAGGGAAAGGCUUGGAGCCGGAAACAAGAAACAAAGUUGAAAGAUAGGUGGCUGGUGAGGGAGAAACGUGAGGGCAGGAUUACCCAACACCACUGAACCUGUCUGCUGUAACUGAAGCCGUGAUCACCUGGUCAUCAACAAAGGUAGAGUGCUCUUAAACUGAGGCAGGCAGUUACCAGGGGCUGGACAGAGAGAAGCCCAAGUAUUGGAUAUGCUCUCUGACUCCGGUAUGGAGCUUCCUUCAGGUAAGAUAGCGGCUUUUUCAGGGCUGAAGGAUUGAUGCUUGAUCAAAAUAAAAGAUGCAUGUAGUUGCAUCUUCUGUACGAUUGUGCAGGAAAAUGAAGGUCUAAAUGUACAUUCCAGGGAAGGAGCAAUUUGUGCAAUGGUCUAUGAAUACUUGAGUGUUUCCAAAUCAGAAAAAAAUUAUUCUCAAUAAAUAUGCAGGUAUCCUACAGGUGGACUUUGUUAGUUACAAGUUACUUUUGAUAUGUAGAUUCCACACAGAUGAUUUCUGCCAAGACUCUGGUGAUGUUUGAAGAUGCUGAACAGCACACAGAGCAAGAUGGGGGGCGGGGCAUAUCAGAGAAAGGUGGAGGGGAGAUGGAGGGUAAGUACAGCAUCGGCUCAAUGAGCCCAUCUUCAGCAGAGGAAUCUCUACUGAGAGCGGCGAGAUCAGGAGCUGAAGCCAUGGAGUCGGCUCUCCGGGGGGGCCUGGAGUCACCACUGCAGGAUGAGAGCCUCAACAGCACAGCUCACCACACUUCCCCUCUGGAAUCCAUCAGCGAACUGGAUGAAAAUGAUGAGCACGCAAAUGGAGGGUCUGAGCUCAAAAGGGGACCAGCAGAUGGGGCGCUGAAAGUCAAGGGGCAGACCACGGAGACACAGCCCCCACUGUCUCCUGGGAGGAAGAGGAUUGAGGUAGCGGAAAUUUCAGGUCACACGGGAACUCAGUCAGGUGCCAGCUUGGUGCAGACCUUAAUGUCCGAGGGCACCUAUGAUGAUUUGUUGCAACUAAAUGGCUCAAAGGCAGAUCAUUCGGAGUGCCCACGCAGUGCUUCAGCUAACAGAUUUUUCAAAACAGAAUUUGACAAAAUGCAAGUGGAGGAAACUUGGGUGGGUGAGAACUCCUGCUCUCCAAGUGAGAGUGGAAUUGACAAGGAAAAAGAACGACAGAAGCUUGUGAAAAUCUGUCCAGUAGAUUGUGAUGGAAAUAUCAAAGGUGCUAAGCAGGAUACACGAUUGCCAGUCACAUUGCUAAAGGAGCUACGCGACGUCCAGAUGCAGCAAGAAUCUCACCAGGCAGAGAUUAAACACCUGAGCUCCAAACUGACGGACUCAACAGAGAGGAUAAGAGAGCUGGAGUAUGAGCUGAACUCAGAGAGGAAGAGGAAUGAGAGCCAUGCCUAUAAAAUCCAAGAACUUGAGAAGAUGUCCAAUGAUUCUCUCAUUGAAGUACUGACAGAAUGCAAAUCUAAGGUGGAGCAGUUUGAAGAGCUCAAGCACUCUUCAGUGGACCUUAAAAUUCAGCUACAGGCUGCCCAGGGCACAGUGGCCUUCCUGCAGCGGCGGAUGGUCUCACUGGAGGAGGAACGCAGCCAGAGGCAACACGAAGUGCUCCAGCUGAGUCGAGAGCUGGAGGGAGCCAGGAAGGCAUUGCGGGAGAAGAGCGCCGAGGCAGCCUGGGUCAGCAAGCAGCUCCAGGCUCUCCGCCGGGAGGUGGAGGGGAAGUGGGGGGCGGGGGCCACCGUCGAGGAGAAGCCCGCCAACGGUCACGUCGACACGAGCCACCCGCCACAGUCCAGACAGGACUCCAGGGUGUGCGUCCUGCUGUGA